Messenger RNA from Miscanthus lutarioriparius, 1785 nucleotides. The record is from the annotation of a GenBank genome assembly. Lineage: Eukaryota; Viridiplantae; Streptophyta; Magnoliopsida; Poales; Poaceae.
AUGGCGCCGUUCGUGUCCAGGUUGCUGUCGCCAUCUCCGUCCCACGAGGCCUCCACCUGGAGCCGCCGCCUCCUUCCCCGAGCAACAAUGGCAUCGCCCAAUCCCAGCCCGGCCGGCCGUCGAAUCGCGCCGCCGCCGCCGGCCAGCUGUCCAGCAAGGCGCUUCGCCCCGAGCUGCGCCUCCGCAUCAGACCGCGGCGGCGCGAGCGCGACGGCGGCGGGCCUGGACACAGCCGAGGAGGAGGAGGCAGAGGUCGACGAACUUCCGUUCGUCCAUCUGUCUUCGGACAUCCUCCAGACGGAGCUGAGCUUGCUCAAGGCCGACGCGCCCCCGGCCGGCGGCGUCGGCGACUCGUCUCUCGGCAUCACCGCUCUUGAGAACGGAGACGGCGAGGAUGUUAGCCUCUCGGGAGGAAGAGAAGCCGCUGCUUACCCGGCUGCCAUGAACGCGUUGUACGCGGCCUGCCUCGCCGGGAACGUGACCGAGCAGCUGUGGAACUUCACCUGGCCCGCCGCCAUCGCCACGCUGCACCCGAGCCUCCUCCCUGUCGCCGUCCUCGGCUUCUUCUCAAAGCUCGUGGUGUUCGCGGCGGGCCCGCUGGUGGGGGAUCUCGUGAGCUCGCUCCCUCGUAUCCCCGCGUACCGAUCACUGACGGUGAUCCAGACGGCUGCGCACCUGGUGUCGGCGGCGAUGGUCACGUACGCCUUCACCGUCCCUCGAACUUCAUCUGCCUCGGCGCUGCUCCUGCAGCCGUGGUUCGCCGUGCUGGUGGCGUCCACGGCCGUCGACCGCCUCUCCUGCGUCUCCCUCGGCGUCAUCGCAGAGCGCGACUUCGUCGUCCAGCUAGCAGGGGAAGGCAGGCCGAUCGCGCUGGCGCGGGCGAACGCGGCGCUCAGCAGGGUCGAUCUCCUCUGCGAGAUGGCGGGGGCGUCCAUCUUCGCCGUGCUGCUCGCCAGGAACGACCCGGGGACCUGCGUCAGGCUCUCCUGCGCCAUCUCGCUCUGUUCCCUGCCCCUUCUGUUUUUUCUAGGCGGCGCCAUGAAUCGGCUCGCAGACGGCAUCUUCGACCGCUCUGCUGCUAGUGCUAGUCCGGCCCCGCUCGAACGGUCCGGACGACAUGGGAGGAGCACGGCGGUCGGCGAGGCCUGGGAGACCAUCAGGCGUGGCUGGACGGAGUACCUCCGGCAGCCCGUCCUCCCGGCGAGCCUCGCCUACGUGCUCGUCUGCUUCAACGUCGCGCUCGCGCCCGGCGCUCUCAUGACCACCUUCCUCAUCCACCAUGGCGCGAGCGCGUCGGUGCUCGGCGCGUUCGGCGGGUCGUCGGCAGUGGUGGGGAUCCUGGCCACGUUCGUGACUCCAUACCUUGUCAAGGAGCUGGGCAUUCUCAAGGCCGGAGCGGCAGGGCUGGUCGCGCAGAGCGCGCUCCUGGGCGCCGCGGUCGUGGUCUUCGUCACCGGCCCCGUCUCGCGGCGCGGCGCCCUGUUCGUUUUCCUCGGCUUCAUCGUGGCGUCGCGGCUGGGGCACAUGGCGUACAGCGUCAUCGGGCUGCAGGUGGUGCAGACGGGGAACCCCAUGGGGAAGGCCAAGCUGAUCGGCGCCACGGAGAUCGCGAUGGCCAGCCUCGCCGAGCUCGCCAUGAUGGCUGUCGCCGCUGUCGCCGGGGACGCCGCGCACUUCGGCUGCCUGGCCGCGCUCUCGGCCGCGUCUGUCGCCGCCGCCGCAGGCCUGUUCUGCGCGUGGCUGGCCAACCCCACCGACGACCUCAGGAGGCUCUUCCCAUGCUAA